AUGUUACGUUCCGCCUUCCAGCCCGUUCAGAGGGUUCCUGCCACGGAAGCCUUGGAGCUCUUGGUCAAGAGCAGCGCUUCUGUUGCUGCUUCGGACGAUCCCCUUGAAUUGGUUCAAAAGGGGCUGGUCCGUUGCUCUCUCAGUGAUGGUAGCGACCUUGCCUUGCUAAAGAUCAGCAGUAGUCGUUGCUGCCCUUCACUGGAAGAUGACGAAGCUCCACCCAGCAAGGCUGGCAGCAACUUUCCCGAAAUCUCCUGGGUUCUCGACGACGAUCUUCUCCCCAACGACGACGACGACGACGACUCUGCCACAUCUCCUGUGACCCUCCAUGUCUACGCCACUGCCUCCUGGAAGGACAACCGUCGCACUUCCUACGAUGCCAAAACUGGCGGCUUGGUACGCUCCAAAGGCAUGGUCUCUGCUCUCCACAUGCUCCGCUUCGACCGCCCAGAACCACCCGUGCAACGUAGAAGGUGCACCAUGAAUUGA
Seminavis robusta is the source of this 489-nucleotide messenger RNA. The record is from the annotation of a GenBank genome assembly. NCBI's taxonomy places the organism in Eukaryota, Bacillariophyta, Bacillariophyceae, Naviculales, Naviculaceae.